AUGAUAGCGGCUCUGGUGGAUCCAGCGCAAAUAGAUCUCACACAAGAGGAGCGCUACUAUCUCGACUUCUUUCGACGCAAUACCUCCAAGCAAGUCGCUAGCUUUUUCAAAGGCACAUUUUGGGACCACUUGAUCCAUCAAGUCGGCGAGUCCCAACCUGCUGUCCGCCACGCAGCCAUCGGCCUGGGCGCGACGCACUGGAAUUGCGAGACCACAGAGAAUCGGAUGCUGCCACUGCAACAGUGUAAUAAAGCCAUCCGCCAUGUACGACAACUUCUCUUGACGGGCUCGCCAGACCGCAUCCAACUAGAAACGGUAUUGUGUGCGUGCCUUGUUCUGGGAGCCACCUCCAUGAUACAGGGCGACGCCCAAGGCUCAAGCUAUCACCUCACAUCCGGAUUAAAGCUCCUGGAUCAAUGGCAGGGGAUUUCUUCUGACAAGAGUGCCCUAGGAGCUCUUUUGCUACAGACAUUUACCCAGAACCAGCUGGGAUGGAUUUCCCUGACUAAUAAUGGCGAUGCGUACCCUAAUAUGACUCUCCCGGAUGUAAUAGGGGGGCAAUUUCCAGUAGUAAAGACGUUAGACUCUGCAGAAGAGUCGAUCGGAUUCGUUGUAGCGAUUGGUUGGCUGUCGCUGCAAGUCAAAACACAACCGGAGAUUUGCCACGAGACAAAACGGAAAGGAAUAGCGGUAACGCUCUUAGAUAAGCUUCAUGCUUGGACAAAGCAGAUAGAAGGCUUAAAAGGAGUUCAAGCAGACCGAUCUCAAGUGAAGAGGUUGAUACUGUUUCUCAAAAUCUGGAUAGAGGUCCUCCUCAUCAGAAUUUCGACCGAUGAAAGGCUUGGGGAGGGCGAGACACGGUACGACGACAGGCUUCCGUCAUUUCAACAAGUGAUACAAUUAUCGAAAGAGCUUCUUUCACAUGCCAACCAUGAAAUUUGGGUGUGGAUCACGACGCCGCUGGUGUUUUGCGCAUUGAAAUGCCGACAUUGGCAUACACGACAUGAAGCCCUUCGACUAUUGAAGAUCUGGCCAACUUCCGAAGGGAUCUGGUCAAUGUCCAACACAGCUCUGGUUAUAUCCCGAAUGGUUCAAAAAGAAUCGGAAGGGUUUGGGGUGCAAGAUACCAUUCCUGAGUCUUCGCGCAUCGAUUCAUUACGGGCCGAGUUUCUCUCUGGUACACCAAGAGUAAAAGUUACAUACCAGAGGUCACAAUUGCAAGCGGAUACUAGCUCUUCUAGGAAGCAAGAAGGCUCGGAACAGGUGAUUAUUUUUUACUAA
Messenger RNA from Penicillium macrosclerotiorum, 1281 nucleotides. RefSeq lists its product as uncharacterized. Lineage: Eukaryota; Fungi; Ascomycota; Eurotiomycetes; Eurotiales; Aspergillaceae. The transcript has a single exon. The record is from RefSeq and is a predicted model, not a curated record. Bases 1 to 1281 code for a protein of 426 amino acids.